AUGGUGAACCGAACCAUAGAUGUACUCAACGUUGUUUUCAUAAUGGGCAAAAUAGACUUGUCUUCUGAAGGGAAAUAUUUGACUGUCCUAAUUGGCUCUCUCGUCUACUUAUUUACACUGUUCAGUAACCUGUCUUUGCUUGCGGUUAUAGUUUUCAACAGAAAUCUACACGGGCCUAUGUAUCUGUUCCUUCUCAACUUAUCCAUCAAUGACUUGAUCGGUAUCAGCGCCAUGAUUCCAAGGGUCAUGUCAGAUGUAUUGUCUGAAGAUAGGCACAUCACUUACCCAGCAUGCUUGAUUCAGGCUUUCUGUAUUCAUAUGUAUGGUGGAGCGACACUUCUCAUAUUGUCUAUCAUGUCGUUUGAUCGCUACAUAGCUAUCUGCCAUCCACUAAGGUACCACUCCAUCAUGACUAAGAACACUGUUGUAAGUCUCAUUGCCUCUGCUUGGCUGAUUGACUUUCUACUGGUUGGGAUCCUGUUCGGGCUCACGUUGCGUUUCCCUGUUUGUAAAACAGUUAUUGUGAACAUCUAUUGUGACAACAUCUCCCUGUUAAGACUGACCUGUGCAACAGAAACCACAGUGAACAACGUCUAUGGCUUAUUUAUCACGGGUGUACUCCAUGGGGGAGGGGCUUUUUCUGUGGUCUUCUCCUACUCAUUCAUUCUAUUCACAUGCUUUAGAGGUAGGGACUCUGAUGCCAAGCUAAAGGCCUUGCAUACAUGUGCCACACACCUGCUUGUCUUUCUAAUCUAUGAGUUCUCAGGUAUCAUUGUUGUCCUUGUGUAUCGAAUACCAAACACUCCUCUCCUACUUCAGACAUUUGCAGGAAUGAUAUUUGUCAUAUUUCCUCCAGGUCUGAACCCAGUAAUAUAUGGUAUCAAAACUAAAAAGAUUAGAGUGAAAUUACUUCAGCUUUUCUCCAUGGCCAAUGGUUCAGUUAGAGUAGUAAAAGUCAAUAGUGUAACUUAA
Messenger RNA from Oncorhynchus masou masou (cherry salmon), 972 nucleotides. Its product is annotated as olfactory receptor 52D1-like. Gene Ontology annotation, biological process: G protein-coupled receptor signaling pathway; detection of chemical stimulus involved in sensory perception of smell. The record is from RefSeq and is a predicted model, not a curated record. Gene Ontology annotation, cellular component: membrane. NCBI's taxonomy places the organism in Eukaryota, Metazoa, Chordata, Actinopteri, Salmoniformes, Salmonidae. Gene Ontology annotation, molecular function: odorant binding; olfactory receptor activity; G protein-coupled receptor activity. The coding region runs from base 1 to 972 and encodes 323 amino acids. The transcript has a single exon.